GAAAAUCAUGAUGCCACGGAAGAAGUUAAUGCUCGUAAAUUUUUCUACAACAUUGUAAAUGCCAUCAGCAACGACUCAGAGGCUUCACAAGAAGUUCAAGAGUAUGAUAUCAAAGAAGCAAUUGCCAGAUGGAAAGAUACAAGGAAUAAGCGUAUUUUGGGUGACGUGACCAACCUGAUACCUGUACCUGUAGCAAGAGAAAAACGUAAAAAUUAUGACGCAAAUAUUAUAGACAUUUCUUCAAAAAGAAUGAAAGUACCAGUUAAUAGUGUGACUACCUUCGAGGCUAGUUCCAAUAUGCAGUAUCUAUCACCACAAAACGCGCUUGCCUGUAUUCCACCGAUCCUCGAAUAUUCUCCAUUUGCUUGUGAAUCAAAAAGUACAACAUCAGUAGAUAGUAAACCACCAAAGGAGGUUUUUUUGUGGGAAGACUUUUUAGAAAAGGCUAACGAACAUCUCUUUGACCAACAAAAAAUGAUAUUUGAAAAGCUACAGUUUCAUUAUAAUCGUCCGUUAUUUAAUGAAGCAAAUAUUUGCGAAGCCGUGAAUACCAAUAUUAAUUCAAUCUUAAAUGAACUAAUGGGAAUAAAUUAUGUGUUUUCAAGCCAGAAACCUUAUGUCAGUGAGCCUGACUUUACAUGUUAUCACAAUGAUGACUUGAUUAUGGUAGUAGAAGUUAAGAGAAAACAUAUUUUGGAGAAAAUAAGCGAACGAACAUUAUCAGAAUUUUAUAUGACGAAUGAUAAAGCCAAAAUGUCAGAGGUGCUUUACAUUUCAAAGACACUUCCAUUACAAUCAAAAGCACCACCA
Racocetra persica is the source of this 810-nucleotide messenger RNA. The record is from the annotation of a GenBank genome assembly. Lineage: Eukaryota; Fungi; Glomeromycota; Glomeromycetes; Diversisporales; Gigasporaceae.